CUUUGAUGAACUCGUUCAAGCCUCUCGGAUGUGAACCCGAUUAAAAAAUCUCACUCUUCCUCGUUAUCUUAGCUUCGUUAAGUGAUUACUUAGUUAGCAAACGAACGAACCAUUUGUCUUCGUAAGUUUGUUCGUCUUGUCGCGACGACACGAACAACGGAAGACUUAAGACACAACGUUUCUUAACGUCGUCGGUUCUCUGUAUUUCUCGAUAUACAAAGUCGAUAACUUUUGAACGAUUUGUACGUACGUACAGAAGGUAAGAGCGUCGUAGAAAGGAACGCAUUGCAAAAGAGACAGCGAUUCGAAGAUCGUAAGCAAUUAAAAUAUCUCGUUGAGUUUCUUGUUGAGCUCGAACGAGAUCCGACUGGUUCGAACGAGGCGUUAGUCACCGAAGGAACUUUGAGAGAAGCGAAGAUCGUCGGCCGACGAAGGGAUAGAAACGAAAUAGGUUGGCAUGAAACGAGACGAAGCUAGGACGAUAACGGUAAAAGCGGUAAAAGUUUAAGGUUCGAACGAGAACAGGGUGUAGGUAACGAGCCCUUCCGAAGAAGAGGCACUUGGCUCGUCACAGCGGAAAGGGAGCGACUUAAAACGUUUCGCUUGCGUACCGAACUACGCUCUUCUUCUCGCUCGGCACUUGUUAUUAUUUGCCGAGCAGAAAAGAAAGAGAACGAGGAAAAUCAAAUCGGCGUUGUCUCGUUCGCACCGAAGCUGUGCUUUUUCCCUCGGCUUGCCUGGCGAGGAUAUAAGGGAUGAGAGGGAAGGUAGAUGAAAAGUAGGAGAAAGAGGCAAGGGGAGAAGGAGGAAAAGAGAGAAGAGCGGAAACGGGGGUUUUCCCGUUAAUCCGAGUCUAGAGUCGGGUCGGCGUAUAGACGAGCGCGAGAUCUGCCGACGUUUUCAUGGCUCUCGGCCUAUGCCAGCACGCAUUUUCCCUGUUCGUUCAAUUUUCUCACUCGCGUUUCGCUGUGGGCGCGGUUAUUUUCGUCGUCCCUCUCUAUCUAUCCAUAUCGGUGGCUAUCGGUGAAAUUAUCGACGUCUUUCUCUCCCAAGAAUCGACGUAUCGAAGUAUCGAUCGUAAAAGCCCACUGAACUGUUCAUCUGGCCGUGUACUAAUAAGCGUGUAUUACCGUAAAAUAAAAAAAGAAAAACCAGCGAAACGAAGAGAAGGGAAGAGGUAAAGUGAACGAGAGGCAGAGAGUAAUUACGAGAAACAAGGACAAAAAACGACGGCAGAGAGAAGAAGGAUGAUACGAGGACUCGAGAUCGGCAGGCUCGAGUAUCGUGCUUUUACGGUUUUUACUUACGGGGAUAAACGCGAAAUACGGUUUUUAUACGCCGAUACACGGGUCUGCACGGGUUUGUCCGCGUAAAAUUAGCUUUGCGUUUCCACGAAUCUAUCUACGCGUCGCGAACGUCUCGUAAGCGCAUUCGAAAAUCGCGCGCGUUCAACGAUUUUCAAUGCGCCGUCCGGAAAAACACGGUGGCGAUAUCAGCAAAGGGAAAAAGGUAAAUGGCCAAGAUGUAUCGAACUCGAGUCACGAAGACGCGGUGCGUUGCUUUCAAUCGGCCCAAGAACCGAUCAUCGUCGAGGUAUUGCGACGACAGCCAACUCAACAGCAACAACAGCAACAGCAUAGUCAGCGAAUCGGAUGGAAGGAACAGGAGAGUCGAAGCACAGAACCGGAGAAAGAAUGGGAGAGAAUGGCCGAAGGUGGCAACAAACGCGAUCAACACGCGAUUAACAUCUGUUCGAAUCUGGUGUCGACCGCGGUGCAGACCGACUGGGCUGGACUUCUCGAGACCGAGGAGGAAGAACUGCUGCCGGUCGUCGACGAGCAGCCAAACGAUAGCUUCGAGGACUUUCUCGCGCACGACAUCGAUUUCGAGGAGGUGACGUUGCGGAAGGCGGGCAGCGCCGAGAAGCUAGGACUCACGGUGUGUUACAGUUCCGGAUCCGGCAGCGAAGACGCCGACACCGAGGUCUACAUCUCGGAAAUAGUUCCUGAAAGUCUGGCAGCGCGCGAUGGCCGAUUGCGAGAAGGCGACCAAAUCUUGAGGGUGAACGGAAAGGACGUGGCGAACAAAGAACAAACGGAGAACCUGUUCGCCGAAACGAAAAACGCCGUGACCAUUCUCGUCAGUCGAUGUCUUUAUCAGGAGGACGAUUACAAGGAGAGGCGCGUGUACUCUCGGGGCUCGCCGCUGCUUUCGCCGGACCAUCUACCUUCCUACCAGAACAGCCUGAUCGAGCAGUUGAUUCGGCAGCAGCAACAGCAGACGGAGGAACGGACCAAAGACACGGAAGAGGACGGUUCGACGUUGAGGCCGCCGCCGCCACCGCCUCCACCGGUGCCCUGUCACACGCUUGGACACCAAGCAAACAACAACACCCCUUCCUCGAGCUGUUCUUCCCAAACGUCGCAAAAAUCUUCCGGUAGAAACGCUGCGUCGCCUGCGCGACACGCGGAUCACGAUCGCAAACAGUGGAUGCAGGAGACGUUGAAGGAUUGCUCGAAGAAGAUGGAGGGUCUCUGUGUGCGCGGUCAAUCGCAAACAGGUUGCGGAGGCGGAGGCGGAGGAGGAGGAGGAGGAAUGAUCGCGGUUAGGUUGGCAGACGCUUACUCGAAUCACGUGUGGAGCGAAACAGAACACAUCUACGAGACUAUACCGGAGUCUGACAGCGAACCGAUCUACUCGUCGCCGUAUGAACAUCACAGACGUUGGCAUCAUGCGAAUCAUACUCCUAGCGUCGUCGCUACUGCACAACCAACCAUCACCACCGUCCCUCCGCCACCGACGACCAUCGUUUCUACCAUCGCGAUCGCCAUCACGACUACUGCAAAUACCACCACGUCGAACGCGCUGAUUCAAUACUCGCAGAACCAAGCGAAUCAGAGUGGAAGAUGGUACUGUUCGUCGAAGAGCAACAGCUCGGGCGAGGAGAAGGAUAGCUCGAGCGCGUACAACACUGGAGAAUCCUGCAACAGCAAUCCGCUCACGUUAGAAUUGCAACGCGGUGAAAGGGAUCAUCACAAGAGUACGCUGGUGCUUUGCCCCCCGAAAGCGUUGGCUGUACAGCAACAACAGCAGCAGCAACAACAGAGGCUCGGUUGCACGUGCCCCGCGUUCACCAACAGACAUACAAAGAACCAGUCGAACAAAAGAGGCUCGAGUUCUCAUUAUUACAGAGAUCGUGCGACGGAUCCAACCAACUUGCCCGCGGAUACUAUGUACACGAACAUUGCUAACCUUCAGCAAACGAUGCUUCUGCAGCAGCAGCUGUUCAAGCAGGCUCUCGACCGUAGAAACUCGACCAUCGGUGGAUCUAGAGAGAGCAGCAGCGUUACCGCGGUCGCUGCCGGUGGCACUGCGAAAAAGUCCAGGUCUCAUGGUAAUUUUCAAGCACCGAACUUGACUCGGUACCAGUUUGUCGGCAGUCAACAGGUGUGCGCGUCCAGUUCCUGGAUACCACCGGAGGACAAAGCGAACGACGUGCAGAUGGAGUGGAAAGUGAAGAGGAGGGCGGACGGAACCAGGUACAUCGCUCGGAGGCCAGUCAGGAAUCGCAUUCUGAGAAAUAGGGCGAUCAAAAUAUCGGAAGAGCGAGCCGGUCACAGCACGGAAGACGACACCAUGUCGGAAGUGAAGGUUGGCAGAUACUGGACCAAGGAAGAACGUAAGAGACAGCUGGAACGUGCUCGCGAACGCAAACAGAGACAACAAGAACUUCAGCUGCAGCAACAGCAACAGCAACAACUUCAGCAACAGCAGCAACAACAGCAACAACAGCUUCAAAUGCAGCAGACCAACGAAUUGUUAACGUGCGAGCAUGGCGAGCACGAGAAGCUUCCGAAGAAACCGUUGAAUAUCGUAGAACUGAGUCACAAAAAAAUGGCUCGUAAAAAGAACACCCUGGACGAUUUCACUACCGUUCAGGAGAUGUUGGUUCAUGGAAACAGAAUCGGUAGCGCGGGAGGUCCCGGUACCGGUGGCAAACUGAUGGGUCUUCUUUCGGUAACGACCGUUUGAACCGUAUGACCCGCGAUAUUCAAGGAAACGACGAAAAGCAAUUUUUUCCUUGUUCCUGCGUGCUUCCUUUUGGCGCGUUAUAUUUGUCUUGCCACGGAUGAUCUCGUCACUGUUCGAUCGUUUUUCAGGUUCCGUAAUUAUAAUCAAACUUUUGUAAUUACAUAUUUGAUCCACGCGUUAUCCUAUCCCCGCUCCACGAGUUUCCAUUGCUCUUUCUUUGCGCGUCGAUCUCGUCGUUUCAUUUUCGUGUUAUAGGGCUACGAAAACCAUGACCGAGCUUUAUCUCGUUUUCAAUUCGCAGCAACUGAAGCAAGUCGUGUAAUGCUCGUGUCGUCGAAGUAGCGUAAAUACGAACAAGGUUGUACAUAUUUUUCGUAUAACGAUAUAAUAAAUGUAUGUAGAUUAUUUUACACGAGCUGAAACUUUUCCAGACAAAGAAAAUAGAACGAGUACGCUUUUGUAGAUAUGUACAAUAAACGUAACGAUGGUAUGAAUAAAUCGCGGGUGAAAAUCGUGAAUCAUGGCCCUGCGACCUACUGUGAGAGAAGGAUAAAAGGAAAAGAAUGUUUGCAUCGCUUCGUGCCAUCU
This is a messenger RNA of Bombus pyrosoma, 4620 nucleotides long. RefSeq names its product PDZ domain-containing protein 4 (gene Slip1). Bases 1462 to 4032 code for a protein of 856 amino acids. The transcript is spliced from 7 exons. Gene Ontology annotation, molecular function: protein binding. The record is from RefSeq and is a predicted model, not a curated record. NCBI's taxonomy places the organism in Eukaryota, Metazoa, Arthropoda, Insecta, Hymenoptera, Apidae.